Molecule: messenger RNA, 987 nt
Organism: Entamoeba dispar SAW760
Lineage: Eukaryota; Evosea; Mastigamoebida; Endamoebidae
Product: calcium-dependent protein kinase, putative
Exons: 1
Biological process (GO): peptidyl-serine phosphorylation; autophagy
Cellular component (GO): cytoplasm
Molecular function (GO): protein serine/threonine kinase activity; ATP binding
Source: RefSeq, a predicted model, not a curated record
CUGUUUAAAAGAAGAUUAAUUUCUUUUUCAAAGAUUAAAGAAGCAAUGAAGAAAGACCCAUAUUUCAAUGAAUGUUGGAAAUAUAAACAUAUUGAGCCAGAGUAUAUUAAUAAUAUUUUUGAUAUUUUUGAUCGUGAGUCAUGUAAAAUUCUUGGUAAAGGAUCUUUUGGGUGUGUAUUUUCAGCGUCAUGUAAAGGUAAUUUUUUUGCAAUAAAAGAAAUGAGUAAUUAUGAAAGUGCAAUAAAAGAAGUUCGUACAAUGAAUAUUUGUAGUCAUGAAAAUGUAGUUAAGUUAUAUAAAUUUUUUAAAUCUCCUACAUCAGUAAAAUUUAAUUUUUUUUCACAAGAUGCAAUAGAUUCAGAUACAUUUUAUUAUAUAGUUAUGGAAUGUUCAGCAUAUGGUUCUUUAUUUAAUUUUAUUUCAAUGAAUCCUAAAGGAAUUUCAUUACAAUAUAUUCAACAAUUUAUGUUUGAUAUUAACAAUGCAAUGAAAUAUUUAAUAUUUACACGUCAAAUAAUUCAUCGAGAUAUUAAAACACAAAAUAUUCUUGUUUUCCAAGAUUCAUCAAAAGCAAAUGGACUGACAUUAAAAUUAUGUGACUUUGGUUCUAGUAGAUUAAUUGGAGAUAAUAAUUUUGAUACAAUAUUUGUUGGUUCAAGUUAUACUAACCAACCAGAAAUUUCACAUGGAACAAUUUAUAACGAAAAAUGUGAUUUGUUUAGUAUUGGUGUCAUAUUAUAUGAAAUGAUUACUGGAACGGUAUUAAAUAUUCAAAAAACUUCUAAUAUUCCUAUUGAAAAUUAUUAUUCUUUUUAUCAAUUAAAACUCAAUGAAAUUAUUGAACAUUCAAAUGAAUUUGUUUGUGGAAAUCAACCACAAUUUAUAGUAUUAAUAGAUUUAUUAAGAAAGUUAUUUGUAAUUCAAGAUUCAAGAUUAACAUGGAAACAAUAUUUACAGCAUCCAUUCUUCAGUAUCAUAAUUCAAUAA